AUGGGUCUGCUUGAUGCCGUACGCGAUAAAGCAACAACUGAAGAAGGCGUGCAAUUUGUCCACGCUGAUGGGAAAACAAAGGCGACAUUCGCAGCCUCGGGUAACGUUGAGGCACAGAGCGCAACGUCCGAGUUCGAAGUCCUCCGUGGCGAUCUGGCUAAGAUAUUCAUGGACGCAACGCAAGCUAUGGAUCGCAUCAGUUAUGUGUUCGACGAGAUGAUCUCCUCCAUUGACCAGCAAGACAAUGGCAAAGCUCUGGUGUCCUUUGCAAACCGCCUACCGACAGCACACUACGACCUCAUCGUCGGUGCAGACGGCAUGAUGUCUCGCACGCGCCGGUUGGUAUUCGGGCGCGGGCCGAACGAUGACGAGUACAUCUACCGUUUGGGCCAGUAUGCUGCUCUGUUUACAAUGCCGAGUACAGAACAGGAUACGAAGCUCGCGCAGUGGUAUAAUGCAUCGCGCGGCCGUAUCUUACUGCUUCGUCCGGACAGCUACGGGAAUACGAGGGCGUAUGUUGGAGUCACUGAUUCGAAUCUAAGUCGGUUUGAUCAUAUCGACGAGGUGAUGAGGAAAGGGAGUAGGGACGAGCAGGAGGCGUGGUUUGAGAAGGAGUUCGAAGGAGGAGGGUUCGAAAGCGAGAGGUGCAUCAGGGAGAUGAAGAAAGCUGAUGAUUUCUAUCUGCAGCAGAUAGCGCAGGUCAAGAUGGACAGAUGGAGCGAGGGGCGAGUCGCGUUGUUGGGCGAUGCGGCGUAUUGCCCCAGUCCGAUCUCUGGAGUGGGCGCCGGGUCGGCAGUCAUCGGUGCGUACGUGCUUGCUGGCGAAGUGAGCAGAUCGCAGGAUAAUAUACCUUAUGCGCUGAAGCAGUAUGAGAAGACGUUGAGGCCCUACGUUGAGAAAGCACAAAGGUUGAUUCCUGGAGCGCCGCAGAUAAUUAACCCACAAACAGAAUGGGGUGUUUGGGCGCUCAACAAGACUACAAGUAUUGCCUCGAGUUCGUUGAUGAAGAGCUUUGGAGGUAUUAUUGGGAGAUUUUUACCAGCGUUUGGCGGCACGGAUUAUUUGUUGCCGGACUACGAGGGCUCAUCGACGCAAUUGAAAGUGUAA
Ascochyta rabiei is the source of this 1107-nucleotide messenger RNA. RefSeq lists its product as uncharacterized. Bases 1 to 1107 code for a protein of 368 amino acids. Gene Ontology annotation, molecular function: FAD binding. The transcript has 2 exons. The record is from RefSeq and is a predicted model, not a curated record. NCBI's taxonomy places the organism in Eukaryota, Fungi, Ascomycota, Dothideomycetes, Pleosporales, Didymellaceae.